UUAGUGCUUUACUCACUGGUCGGCGACUGUUGCGGUGGGUUUGAUGUUGACGACUUGAUUAGCCUGCCUGCUUGCACUGCCCACGGCGCUCAGGUCGGCCACGUAAAGGCUCACCUCAGGGUUCGCGGUGCCCGCCUGCACAAACACACAGAGACACAAAAUUACAUUCUGGUGGUUGGCGGCUUAUGCGGUCGGCACAUUUACGCCUUUGAUCAUUCGUGACUCGUUUUUUCCCAACUCUACCAAACGGCUCUUCUCUGAUACAUAUUAUUGAAUAUAUAAAAGAUUUUGUAAUCAUCUAGUAAUAUAGAGGUGUGAAUCAAUAAUUUCCACGUCCUAAGCUAUGGAAAAUAACUAAUAUGAAAAAAAUGCGACAGAGAAGGUCAACAACCAAGAGAAUAUCGUCACUGGUGAUUGUAUCCCUCCUUGUGGGCAGCGUGGCAAUACUUUUAUUUCUGCACAAAAUGAUAAGUGACCUGACCAGGUCCCCUACAGAGCCUAUCGUUGGGUCGCGGAUUAAAAAUCCUUUCAUCGCAUCGGAAAUAAUUCCAAAACAGUCGGUUCCGAGUUUUGUGAUGAAGCAUUUGGACGGCGAGGGACCGCGGCUGGCGGAGAGCUAUGGUCGGUACCCAAACCCCAUGAGGAUCAAGUACAACAACAUCUACUGGCAAGUGCAGGAAAUGGAUAACAAAAUUACUUAUUACCUAUACGGCGCCUACUACGACAACCGAACGCUCCUGCCAGCGCCCACGGUCCGCGUCCUGGGUCAUGUCAACCGCUACCAACCCAACAAGCUACAGAACCUCUCUUGCCAGUUAUGGUUCAAGGACGACCCUAAGCCUAUCGUGGUUAAGGUAUUUGAGUUUUUUUACCUUUACCGGCACGAAUGGCAUUAUCUGCUAGUGGCGCCCGAUCUACUGGAACCGUAUUUUGUCAACUGCUUGUUGCCGCCGAAGUUAACGGGAGGUCGAAUUCCCGAGUCUGUGUCUCUGGUCGAGGAGCCGUGGCACAACGCGACCAACAACUUGAGGGUGCUUUACACGCCGACGCCGUCCGGCGGCAAGAAAAAGUUCGCCGUCUGCGUCAAGGGCCUCAACUUCUACCACGACGCCACCCAGGCCGUCCGCAUUGUUGAGUGGCUCGAACUGCUGCGCAUCCUCGGCGCCGACAAGGUUUUCUUUUACCAAUAUCACGUUCACCCAAAAAUAGGUCGCGUACUGCAGCACUAUGAGAAUGAGGGGUUUGCCGAGGUGAUAAAAAUCACCCUCCCCGGAUUCUACCCCAACAUCCCGGAGUUCCAAAACACCUUCUUCCAAAAGAAUAUCGACGCGCAAGAGCUGACCGAGCUGAUCCACUACAAUGACUUCCUUUACAAAAACCUUAAUUUAUUCGAGUACCUGGUGCCAAUCGACAUUGAUGAGGUAAUAGUGCCUCGGUCAGCCUUUACGUGGCAUGAACUUUUGAAUAAAGUCAUCCCCAAAUCGCUGAAGUCGAUGCCCUCGCCAGUCGUGUCAUAUGUGGCGCGCAACGUCAUGUUCAUGGACGACAUGGCUGAGAUGCAAGACUUCGAGCCAGAAAUCCCGCGCUACAUGCACAUGCUGCAGCACGUGCACCGCAACUCGCGGUACUCCGAGUUCAGUAAACAAGUCAAGUGCAUCCACCGCGCUGAUAGGGCGGUCGCUCUGCACAACCACUACGUACUCGCCUGCCUAUCGGGCUUCAAGAACUUCUCUUACUGGGCCUAUGCAGAAAAAUGCCAAAACUACCACAUGGACACGGAAGACGCGCACCUGCAACAUUAUUGCAUUGGAAAAACGAAGUACGAUUGCCGCACUAGAGCGAUUUCUGGUGAGCUCACGGUCGACACCACUCUCUGGAAGUACAAGAAUCAACUGAUCGCCGCCACAACUGAGGUUCUCAAAAAGACUGGUGUCCUUCCAUGAAAAUUCGCAGUGAAAACCAAAAAAUAUCUCAGUUUUUCCAACUAAAUAUGUUCAAUAAAAACAAAUGUAGUGUGAAAAAGUCUUAUU
This is a messenger RNA of Neocloeon triangulifer, 2030 nucleotides long. RefSeq lists its product as uncharacterized. The record is from RefSeq and is a predicted model, not a curated record. NCBI's taxonomy places the organism in Eukaryota, Metazoa, Arthropoda, Insecta, Ephemeroptera, Baetidae. The transcript is spliced from 7 exons. The coding region runs from base 360 to 1943 and encodes 527 amino acids.